Melozone crissalis (California towhee) is the source of this 2528-nucleotide messenger RNA. RefSeq names its product 5'-nucleotidase ecto (gene NT5E). Gene Ontology annotation, cellular component: plasma membrane. Lineage: Eukaryota; Metazoa; Chordata; Aves; Passeriformes; Passerellidae. The record is from RefSeq and is a predicted model, not a curated record. The transcript has 9 exons. Gene Ontology annotation, biological process: AMP catabolic process. Gene Ontology annotation, molecular function: 5'-nucleotidase activity; metal ion binding; nucleotide binding. The coding region runs from base 1 to 1701 and encodes 566 amino acids.
AUGGCGGGGCUGUGUCUCUGGCUGUGCCUGUGCACGGCGGCGGCGGCGGCGGCGGAGCUGCGGCUGACCCUGCUGCACACCAACGACGUGCACGGGCGGGUGGAGGCGCAGGGCGAGGGCCCGCGGCGCUGCGCGGCCGGAGCGCCGGGAUGCUUCGGCGGCGUGGCGCGGAGAGCGGCGCGGGUGGCGGCGGAGCGGGCCGCGCACCGCAACGUGCUGCUGCUGGACGCCGGGGACCAGUACCAGGGCACCGUGUGGUUCUCCCGCUUCAAGGGCCGGGAGGCGGUCCACUUCAUGAACCUCCUGCGCUACGAUGCCAUGGCUUUGGGUAACCAUGAGUUUGAUGAAGGUGUGAGUGGAUUAUUGGAUCCUCUUCUUAAAAAUGCAAAUUUUACAGUCCUGAGUGCAAAUAUUAAAGGGAAAACUCCGUUAGCAAACGAAAUGAUGAAAUAUGUUCAUCCUUUUAAAAUAGUUCAUUUUGACUCAGAGUCAGUUGGAAUUGUUGGCUACACUACAAAGGAAACUUCUUUUCUUUCCCAGCCAGGGGAUGAUGUAACCUUUGAAGAUGAAAUUGAAGCAUUGCAACUGCAAGUGAAUAAACUCACUGCUAUGGGAGUGAACAAAAUAAUUGCACUAGGACAUUCUGGUUUUACCGUGGACAAAAAUAUUGCUCAAAAAGUAAAAGGAGUGGAUGUUGUGAUUGGAGGACAUACAAACACAUUUCUCUAUACAGGCACCCCACCCUCCACUGAACUGCCAGCUGGCCCCUAUCCAUUCAUGGUUGACUCAGAUGAUGGGAGGAAGGUGCCAGUUGUACAAGCUUACGCUUAUGGAAAAUAUCUUGGUUACUUGAAUGUUACAUUUGACAAGAAAGGAAAUGUAGUUGAAGCAGUUGGAAACCCCAUUCUGCUGGACAGCAGCUUUCCUGAAGAUGAGCACAUUAAGGAAGAAGUGGAAAAAUGGAGAGAAAACCUGGGGAAUUAUUCUGAAGAGAUUGGAAAAACUAGUGUUUACCUGAAUGGUACAAGCCAAGCAUGCCAUUUCCAAGAAUGUAACAUGGGCAAUUUGCUUUGUGAUGCUGUGCUUUAUGAGAAUGUCAGGCGUCCGGAUCAGAAGACCUGGAACCACGUUUCAAUGUGCAUCCUGAAUGGAGGUGGGAUUCGGUCACCCAUUGAUGAGCAGAGCACUAAUGGUAGCAUUACUGUGGAAGAUUUGCUGUCUGUUCUGCCAUUUGGAGGUCGUUUUGAUAUGGUGACAUUAAAAGGUUCCACACUGAAAGAAGCUUUUGAGCACAGUGUGAGGAGAUAUGGAAAAGGAAGUGGAGAGCUGCUGCAGGUUGGAGGCAUCCAUGUGGUCUAUGAUCUCUCCAGAGCCCCAGGAAGCAGAGUUGUUAGCUUGGAAGUGCUUUGCACAGCGUGCCGAGUCCCAGCCUAUGUCCCGCUCCAGAUGGAUGAAAUAUACAACGUGACUCUGCCAUCCUAUAUGUUAUUUGGAGGAGAUGGCUACAGCAUGCUGAAAGACAAAAAUCUGGGAUACAGUAAAGGUGAACCUGACGUUGAGGUUGUUUCCCGCUACCUCCAGAGAAUGAAGAGAGUUUACCCAGCGGUUGAAGGUCGAAUAAAAUUUUCUUCUGGAAGUCUUACUGAAGCUAGUCUAACCUUGAUCUCUGUAUUGUUGACUGUAACAUUCCUGCACACUUGAUUUUUUGUUUGGAGGAAUACGGGAGGAGAGGUGAUGCUGAGGAAGCUGUAAGAGACCUGUUCUCUUCUGUUACACCUUACAAUGAAUGAGCAGUGAGGUUGCUGCAUGUCAGCAAUCAGCAGCCCCCUGCCUUGUCUUUAACCUGGUGGUGCCACUGGAGCACUGUGUGCAGGGCAAGGGGCACAAUCCACAACUUCUCUUGGUCAGAAUCAGCAGGUACCUGAAACUGAGGUCUCAAAAGCAAAGUUCCAGUGAAUACUUACUGCUCAAUCAUAAAACAGUGACAAACUGAAAUGGGUUAUUAUAAAUUGUCAAAUUCUUUUAACUGCUUUAGACAGCGAGUUAAGAACCUGAACCCAGACAUAAACAAGAUUCUAGAAAUGGAUUUAUUAUAGAUAUAUAUUCCUUUCUUUGGUCUCCACUCAGGGUUAAGGUAUUCAAUCUAAUAUCUCUAUUUUGCUUCCAGUCAUAUUUAUCAUACCUACAUGAAUACCUGAAAGAGCUGGAUUAAACUUGGUGCCAUUAAAAUCAUGAAGUCUAUUUAAUAUGCAAUUUUAAGAAGUUUUUCUUUUACUACUGAAAAAGAAUUAUCACACUUUUAUUUUCCAUUAAUAAAGGAUGCUUGACUUGAUUUUGACCAAUUUUAACAAAUUGAGUAUUCUUCACUCUUAAAUAUGACCAGUUUGGGGACUGUAUCGAGAGUGAGAACACAAUCUGUGACUGUAUUUCAUAUAAAUAUGCUCACUUUUAAACCUCUUCCAAAGAACAAAGCACAGGACUGCUGCCUGUUACUCUGUAUUAGCAACAUUCCAAGAAAACGUCAGAUA